UCAAACUCACUAAACAAAAGGGGAACAAGGAAAAGGAAUAACUAACUGCAAAUCCACAGAGACAGUUCCUUAUAUUGAGUUUUGCAAAUAAGCUGUACCAGUUUGCUAUUGCAUAUAGACAUGGCAUCAGGCAUUGUGGUUUCAAUGAAGUGCAAAAACGCCUUCGAGCAGAUUCGUAGACAGAAGAUGCAUCGUUACAUCAUUUUAGCGAUUCGUGGCGAGCGCCAGAUUGAGGUUGAGAUUGUGGGACCUCGCGAUGCCAACUACGAGAACUUUCUGGAGGAUUUGCGCAAGGGCGGGCCCGAAGAGUGCCGCUAUGCAGUCUACGACUACGCCUAUUAUCAUCAGUGCCAGGGCGCUUCCUCAACUUGCCUUAAGGAGAAAUUGUUCCUCAUGCUCUGGUGCCCUGUUCAGGCUAAGAUCAAGGACAAGAUGCUCUACUCCAGCUCCUUUGCUGCUCUCAAGAAGGACUUCAUAGGGGUCCAAAAGUGUAUUCAAGCUACUGAAAUGGACGAAGCCUGCCGCGAAUGUGUCGAGGAUCAGCUGCGCUCUCUGGAUCGCGACUAAGAAGAAGAACAAGUGCAAGAACGAAAGCAAGAUCGAGAAGCAACAACAAUCCACAUAAGCGACACGCCACCAUUUUGUAAUAUUUUCAAAUUUCUACGUUUAUAUCUUUUCCAAUGUUUCUGGCAACUCGAGCAUUUUGCAAUGCUCACCAAAAAGGACACAGAAUCGGAGGCCGACAGACAAACGUGCAUAGACAUGGAAUAUCUCUGUCUAUUCUCAGCCAGGUCACAGGUCACCCAUCACCGUUUCAAAGUUCAAUCAAUCAAAACAGUCGGCCACAUCCACACACAUCUUUAUACAUCUUCUGAAUAUAAACAUGUGUGUACAUA
Messenger RNA from Scaptodrosophila lebanonensis, 896 nucleotides. Its product is annotated as cofilin/actin-depolymerizing factor homolog. The coding region runs from base 121 to 567 and encodes 148 amino acids. Gene Ontology annotation, cellular component: cytoplasm; actin cytoskeleton; actin cortical patch. The transcript is spliced from 2 exons. The record is from RefSeq and is a predicted model, not a curated record. Gene Ontology annotation, biological process: actin filament fragmentation; actin filament severing; cell motility. Gene Ontology annotation, molecular function: actin filament binding. NCBI's taxonomy places the organism in Eukaryota, Metazoa, Arthropoda, Insecta, Diptera, Drosophilidae.